AUGGUCAUUGCUUUAAGUGCGAAGAAUAAACUGAAGAUUGUUACUGGAGAAUAUAAGGAACCAGAGUCCACAUCCAAUCUCAAGCCAAUGUGGGACAGAACAAAUGAUAUGGUAAUCUCAUGGAUACUCAAUACUAUUUCUGAUUCUAUCAGUAAUACUUUGAGCUUUGUUAAUACUGCAUCUGCUUUGUGGAAAGAGCUGAAUGAACACUAUGCACAGUUAGAUGGCCAUAGGAUCUAUCAAGUAACUGUAGAUGUAACACAACUUAAGCAGAGUAACACUAGUGUUGAGGUGUAUUAUCAUAGGCUAAAAGGAUUUUGGGAUGAGUUAGAUGCAUUAGAAGCACCUUAUGCUUGCACUUGCAACUGUAUUUGUGAAAAUGGCAAGACUAAUGGUGAGAGGGAACAGAGAAAAAGGUUAGUUCAAUUCUUGAUGGGACUUGAUGAAUGUUAUUCAAACAUUCGUGGUCAAAUUCUGCUCAUUCAACCCUUACCUACAGUUGCUAAGGCAUAUAGUAUGAUUAGGCAAGAAGAGAAACAGAGGGAAGGUAUUCUGCCUAAACCUCCCACCAUUCCAACAGCUUUAACUGCCAACACUCACAAAUACACCCCAAACACAACCUAUAAGAAACCUACCUACUCUGCAAAACCAAAUGAAAGGAAAUCACCCUUUAGAAAAGGUAUUUUUUGUGAUAAAUGUCAAAAAGAAGGUCAUGUGAAGAAAGAGUGUUACCAAAUUGUUGGUUACCCCCCUGGUCACCCACUGUAUGGAAAGUUCAAACCUUACACCUCACCAAAACCUUCUGUGCACUCUACCUUCUGUGCACUCCUCUGCUCCAUUCCAUUGACAAUUCUGGAUCAAUGCACUCACAAGAACCAGCUCUGCAUAGCAGAAUGGACCAGUUGCAAAACCAACUGA
Messenger RNA from Erigeron canadensis, 918 nucleotides. RefSeq lists its product as uncharacterized. The record is from RefSeq and is a predicted model, not a curated record. The transcript has a single exon. Bases 1 to 918 code for a protein of 305 amino acids. Lineage: Eukaryota; Viridiplantae; Streptophyta; Magnoliopsida; Asterales; Asteraceae. Gene Ontology annotation, molecular function: zinc ion binding; nucleic acid binding.